AUGCUACUUGAAGUCUUUUCUGUGUUCUUAGAUCUCAAUACAAAACUCAGCAAAGAGUUAGCUGAAGAUGCCAAGCAAUACGGUGUGGAUUUAUUCAUUAUGGUUGACAAUAAUGACGUUAAUAUUUCUACCAUAAACGUCUCUUCAAAUAUUCGACUACUGCAAAUUUCACGAGAGAAAUGUCUUCAACAUAAUUACCAUAAAGCCAUUAACACUGGAGGUACCUGGCGAUAUAUUACAUCAUGGGACAAAUCUCUUCUCUAUUUCUGUUUACUCAAUCGAAACUAUUCAUUUGUUUGGUUAUUAGAAGAAGAUGUUUUCAUUCCAAACGUCCAAGUAUUUCGCUCACUUCAUGAAUUAUAUUCGAAAACGACUGAUUUGGUCGUUCCUCAUCAUACACUCAAUUUGAUCGCAGCGGACGGCUUAUGGCGAUGGGCAAUGGCAUCGGGCAAGUUCCUUCCACCUUGGGCAUGUUCGAUGGUCAAUGGUAUUGGAUUUAGUCAGCGAAUGCUUUUAGCUAUCGAUAAUUACAUUCAAUGGUUUGGUGAAAUACCAUUUCAUGAAUUUUUCUUCAAUACAUUAGCAGUGCAAUUAAAUUUUACAAUUGUCGUUCCAACUGAACUGAAUACUAUCGAAUAUGCAACACCGUACUUUUACAGAGAUGUACGUCAACAACCGAAUAACAUGUGGCAUCCGAUUAAAGAUUAUCCUUUGGGAAAAACGUGGCGAAGAAGUUUAGCUAAUGAAAGUUUGACAUAUAAUUAUACUUUUGAUUUGACUCAUCUACAGAUGUUGUGCAACGGAAAUCGAAAGACAACAAAUCUCGAUCAGUAUUUCAACGAGACAUUCGUGCACUUCGAAUCAAUCAAAGGGAAUUUCUCGACCGAUACUCGUCGUUCGUGGCGCCAACGUUUUUCUGAUCUUGCUCAAGAAUGUCAAAAACAAAACGUAUCUCAGGAAAUCGUAUCCUUCAUAAUGAAACUUGCUGAUCACGCUUAUAAAUUACCUGAACCUCCAGUGCCGGCGUUAGUGACAAGAAAAAGUGAACUUCACAUACAUUUAGAACAAGAGAUAAACGAAACAAAACGCGCUAUCUAUAAGUUUACAACCAAUGGAACGACCGUUACCGAGCUGCGAAAUAAAAUAGUUGAAUUAAUCAAGAAAUUGACAGUCGAAAUGCGCCGAGAAAUCUUUGAAGAAGAAAAACUGCGAAAUCAGACCACUACAUUAUCAACAGUCACUUCACCUUCAACCACCACUACCACUUCAUCGACAUCCUCUCCUGUUCAAGCGACAAUCCGCAUGAAAAAUGAACACUAUGACGAAAGUGGUCCUGACAUGCAUCAUCGUAUUACGAACACGCACGUUAUGAUGAAAUUUGACUUCUUACCGAACGAAAUACUUAUACAAUGCUUCGCGUAUCUCAAUGCGCCGGAUAUAUUCCAUUGUUUUAAUAAUCUAAACUCUCGUUUGAACCAAUUGAUUCGCAAUAUUCCAUUGCAUCUCAGUUUUCAAUAUUUUAAUGCGGAAAUAUUCGAAAAAUUCUACGAAAUUCUCCUUCUGGAUUCGACAAUUCAAACUCAUAUUGUUUCAUUGGACUUGUCGAAUAGAAACGUCUGGUAUCAAAUACGAACCUUUCUAUCGGUGCUUCCUCUCGAGCAACUCUCUAAUCUUCAGACACUACAUCUGAGUAAAAUCGAGCAAGAUAACGAUGGUAAAGAAGUUUUACGUUUAACCAAGUUCUCUCACUCGCCUUUUUAUUACUUCACCAACUGGUCGGAAGAAUACAAUACAAUAUUCAUCUCAUUAUCGAUCGACACAAUUCACACGUUAUCAAUAUCAACGAUCCCAUCAAAUCUAGCUUUUAUUCUUCAAUUUCCUUCAAUUAUCAAUCUAAUUAUAUCAUAUUGUUCUUUGAAAGAUUUAUCUCGUUUCUUCACUCAUGUACCAAAAUUAGAAAAUCUGGAAGUUAACGUCGUUUUCAGAGAGGACGAUGAUGACGAAGACGAUGCAACAAUCAAACCAUUUGUCAUCGACGGAUCAGUUAUGCAUUUAAAACAAAUCCGAAUAAAUAUUUUCGAAGGUGAAUUUGACGAGUUAGAAGCCUUAUUGAACCAAAGUAAAAACCUACAGAGUUUAACAAUUUCAACGAUCGACAAUUUCGAAAUAAUCGAUGCUGAUCGCUGGCAGCAAUUGAUCACCUCUUCACUUCCGUGUUUGCGCAGAUUCAACUUCCGAUUUCUUGUUACCUAUACCGAUGAUGACAAUCUCACAGUUGAUGGCACAUUCGAACAAUUCCAAAGCGAUUUUUGGCGUCAUCAGCAUAAUUGGCGUAUCGUCUGCGAAUCAUAUGGCAAUCAAGCAUCGAUUUAUUCCAUGCCGUACGCAUUUACAAGAUAUACAUUACAAUCAACUUGUCGGAAAGCUGCGAAUCGAUAUGGAAAAGUGACUGAUUUAACAUUGUAUUUAGAACAAGUGGUUAACUUCGACGAACAUCAAUUUCCGAAUGUGCAGUCGAUCAAGUUCGAAAGUCUUUUCGAUGAACACAGUGAUGAAUAUUUAGGAAAACAUGUGCAAUAUCCGACACGAACAGCUCAUGUCGAUGUUUCGUCAUUGAAUGAAUACAAAGCACGGAAUAUCUUAUCACGAUUAGCAACAGGAACAUCGCAAUUAGUCUCGAUUAAAAUCCAUAGGAAUUUACUGGCUGUAUUGUUUGCCAACGAGGAAUUACGGGAAUUACUUAAGAAAAUCAUUAGAAAAUUGAACAUUGUUGGGAUACAUGGUACACAGUUGAUUAAAUAUCAUGAGUUAAAGAUAAUUUGUAAGAUGUUCACAAAUAUAGAAGAAUUUACAUGCGAUGUUCUCGAUACGACCAGCUUAUUUCAAAUCCUACUAGCGCUGUCAACAUUAUCAAACAUGAAGUUGUGUUGUUUGACAUCAUUUCCAUCUGUACGACGAUCGUUUUGGUUGAAAAACUAUGGCAGAAAGCUCAAGAAGUAUCCAUUUACCAUCAACUUUCUAUGCGGCCAUUCAUGCUACACCGAAAUCGGCAUUUAUUCUUCUGAUCAUGAAAAUAAUGAUGUUCUUGAGCGCAUCGAAGAUGAUCUGUUUUUGGUCAUACUAAGAAAAUCUUGA
Messenger RNA from Adineta ricciae, 3135 nucleotides. The record is from the annotation of a GenBank genome assembly. Lineage: Eukaryota; Metazoa; Rotifera; Eurotatoria; Adinetida; Adinetidae.